AUAUCUCAUCCAAAAAAGAGUAUAGACUGCAAAAUCAGUUGUCUGAACCAUGAUCACUCAAAACCUCAUCUUCCUCACCACUUCAUCUCUCUUCAUUCUCUCACUACUCCAUAAUUUGUUUCAAACUUGUAAUGCCAACUCUUAUUGCAGUCCUUCUGCGUGUGGCAUCUUUCCCAAUAUCAGCUCCCCUUUCCACCUCAAGGGCGAUCCCAGCAACUGUGGUGAUCGCAGAGUUGAGUUAGCCUGCGAAAACAAUGUGACCUCCAUCUAUCUCAACUCUCACAAAUACUAUGUCAAAGCCAUCAACUACAGCAACGCCGCCAUCAGGCUGGUCGAUGCUUCCAUAAACAAUGACGACAUCUGCUCUUUUCCCACCGUCUCUCUAUACCAGCGUCCUCUUCCUUGCUCUAUUCCGCGUUAUUCUACCUCUCCUAUUAAUUUUGUAAACUGCCCAAAUCCCUUGGCCAAUUCUUCCCUUUUUACUGAUAUCACUAAUCAUUGUGCCUCUAAUUCAUCCCUUCCCACUCCCAGAUAUGCUUAUAUCAAGGUCGGCCACAUGAAUGCUUCAGAGUUACCACAUAGGUGCGCUGUACAUCUCAUAGUGUUGACAUCGUGGCAUUUUAAGGAUUUGAAGAACGUCGUUUCGCUUUCAGAAAUCCACCAAUCUCUCUUGUAUGGAUUUGAGCUCGUCGUCUGCCCCAGCUGGUUCUGCGCAGCAUCCACGAGCAUAAUUGUAGUCUUUUUCUAUAGUAUUAUCCCAAUUCUUCUGGUCAUUAUAGGUCUGUUAUGUGCAGCGAUAAGCCCUCCUGUCUUCACCAUCUUUGGAUUCGCCGCUGUAUCAUAUCUCUUAUAUUAUGCACCAAGUCUCUUUUUCAACGUCAUAAUUACUGACCAGGACACACGAACUUAUUUUCUACCUGCCCUCGUCUUAAGUAUCAUCAUCUUUGCAUCAAGGAUCAUCACUUUCCCUUUGGCGGCGUGGCUCUUGAUUUACAAAUUCCGAACAAGGCAUUUGUCCUUAGAUGAGGGGAUUGAAUCCUUCCUACAUAGUGACAACAAUCUCACGCCAAUCAGAUACUCCUAUUCAGACUUAAAGAAGAUAACACAAGGUUUUCGAAAUAAACUAGGUCAAGGAGGCUACGGUUCUGUUUACAAAGGAAAGCUCCGAAGUGGCCUUCAUGUUGCUGUCAAACUGCUCGAAAAGUCUGGGGGAAAUGGUAAAGACUUUAUGAAUGAAAUAGCAACUAUUGGAAGGAUACACCAUGUCAAUGUGGUGAACCUAGUUGGAUAUUGUGCACAUGGCUCCAAGCGUGCCCUUGUCUAUGAUUUCAUGCCCAAUGGUUCCCUUGAAAAAUACCUCUUCAAUCGAGAAAAAAUGAACUUGUUGAAUUGGAAUAUAAAAUUUGAGAUUGCAGUUGGAGUUGCUCGUGGGAUUGAGUACUUGCAUCGAGGCUAUGAUGUUCAGAUCCUCCAUUUUGACAUCAAACCUCAUAAUAUACUUCUCGAUCAUAACUUCAAUCCCAAAAUAUCUGAUUUUGGACUAGCAAAGUUAUGUUCUACAGAUAAGAAGACAGUGACAAUGACUGCUGUUAGAGGAACCAUAGGGUAUGUUGCUCCUGAACUCAUCAGCAGAAGUAUUGGUGCAGUCUCUAACAAGGCUGAUGUUUAUAGUUUCGGAAUGUUGUUGGUUGAGAUGGUGGGCUUAAAGAGAGACUUGAGCGGAAACAAUGGUGAUUCCACCAAGUAUUUCCCGUAUUGGAUAUAUGACUGUUUUAACCAAGGCAAUGACAUUGAAAUUGGAAAUGCUGAUGAAAAUGAUAGUACGAGGAAAGUUGGUCGGAAGAUGACAAUAGUUGCAUUAUGGUGCAUACAAAUGAAUCCAGAUGAUCGUCCAUCAAUGAAUAAAAUAUUGGAAAUGUUGGAAGGUGAUGUGGAGCGUCUGCAGAUUCCAAAUUAUCCAUCUCAAUCUACCCAAAUUGUAGAUGAAACUGGAAUUACAUAUUCGACCUAUUCUAUAUCUUCCAUACGUGAUGAUGAUCUUUCGUCAUCUAUGGAGAUUACUGUUCAACAGUGACAUUCUGCAACAACAGUCAUGGGUUGUGAACAACAUCGAAAAAUUGGAAGAGAAUAAAGAAGAAAAUGAGGAAUUAGAGCUCCAUGUGGAGAACAAGAAAGAUGGGAUUUUUAUGUAUCUUGCAUUUGUUCAAGAUGGUGGGGUCAAAAUUGAAUGCAAGGGGAAUUAAUCUGAGCCACUUGUUGCUGAGAAGAAUUAUAGCCGUGGAUAGAGAAGUUGUCUUUGGGAGAUACUAUUGUUUAUUUGUUGUUUCCUUUAUUUUAUCACUUUUUAUGUUUCAGUAGGGGACCACCUUGAUAUUAUAUCAAUUGUGUGGCUGCUAGGUUUUGGGAAAAUCAAUGAGAAUUAACUUAUCUUCUUCAUCCA
This is a messenger RNA of Salvia miltiorrhiza (redroot sage), 2440 nucleotides long. RefSeq names its product rust resistance kinase Lr10-like. Lineage: Eukaryota; Viridiplantae; Streptophyta; Magnoliopsida; Lamiales; Lamiaceae. Gene Ontology annotation, biological process: protein phosphorylation. The transcript is spliced from 6 exons. The record is from RefSeq and is a predicted model, not a curated record. Gene Ontology annotation, molecular function: protein kinase activity; polysaccharide binding; ATP binding. The coding region runs from base 50 to 2074 and encodes 674 amino acids.